AGCCUAGGAGGGCAGGCGGUGGCGGGGCCGCCCGCCUCGCCUCCCUCUUCACGCCGCCGGCCCACGCCGCAGUGUGUUUUGUGGACGGCACCUUCCCAGACAGCUCAGUAGAGCCCAGCUCGGCGCCCGGCAGCCUUCGUCGCGAUGUUCCGCCGGAGCUUUAAUCGUUUUUGUGCUGGAGAAGAGAAAAGAGUUGGUACACGCACAGUGUUUGUUGGCAAUCAUCCAGUUUCAGAAACAGAAGCUUACAUUGCACAAAGAUUUUGUGAUAAUAGAAUAGUCUCAUCUAAGUAUACACUUUGGAAUUUCCUCCCAAAGAAUCUGUUCGAACAGUUUAGAAGAAUUGCAAAUUUUUAUUUUCUCAUCAUUUUCCUUGUGCAGGUCACAGUAGACACACCGACUAGCCCGGUUACCAGUGGACUUCCACUUUUCUUUGUUAUAACUGUUACAGCCAUCAAGCAGGGAUAUGAGGAUUGGCUAAGACACAGAGCUGACAAUGAAGUCAACAAGAGCACUGUUUACAUUAUUGAAAAUGGAAAGCGAGUGAGAAAAGAGAGUGAAAAAAUCAAGGUGGAUUAUAUAUUUACAGACAAGACUGGAACACUCACUGAAAAUAGCAUGGAAUUCAUUGAGUGCUGCAUCGAUGGGCACAAGUAUAAAGGUGCAGCUCAGGAGACUGAUGGACUCUCUCAAACUGAUGGACCCUUAACGUAUUUUGACAAAGCAGAUAAGAACCGAGAAGAGCUCUUUCUGCGUGCCUUGUGUUUAUGUCAUACUGUAGAAAUUAAAACAAAUGAUGCUGUUGAUGGACCUACAGAAUCAGCUGAAUUAACUUACAUGUCCUCUUCACCAGAUGAAAUAGCUUUGGUGAAAGGAGCUAAAAAGUAUGGGUUCACAUUUGUAGGAAUUCGGAAUGGCCAUAUGAGAGUAGAGAACCAAAGAAAAGAAAUAGAAGAGUAUGAACUUCUUCACACCUUAAACUUUGAUUCUGUCCGUCGUCGUAUGAGUGUCAUUGUGAAGACUCAAGCAGGAGACAUACUUCUCUUUUGUAAAGGAGCAGACUCAGCAGUCUUCCCCAGGGUGCAAAAUCAUGAAAUUGAGUUAACUAAAGCCCAUGUGGAACGUAAUGCAAUGGACGGGUAUCGGACACUUUGUGUAGCCUUCAAAGAAAUUGCUCCAGAUGAUUAUGAAAGAAUUAACAGACAGCUCAUCGAGGCAAAAAUGGCCUUACAAGACAGAGAAGAAAAAAUGGAAAAGGUUUUUGAUGAUAUUGAGACAAACAUGAAUUUAAUUGGAGCCACUGCAGUGGAAGACAAGCUGCAAGAUCAAGCAGCUGAGACCAUUGAAGCUCUGCAUGCAGCAGGUCUGAAAGUCUGGGUGCUUACUGGGGACAAGAUGGAGACAGCCAAAUCCACCUGCUAUGCGUGCCGCCUCUUCCAAACCAGCACUGAGCUCUUGGAACUGACUACAAAAACCAUCGAAGAAAGUGAAAGGAAAGAAGAUCGAUUACAUGAAUUGUUGAUAGAAUAUCGUAAGAAGUUGCUGCAUGAUUUUCCUAGAAGUAGUAGAAGCCUUAAAAAAGCAUGGACAGAACAUCAAGAAUAUGGAUUAAUCAUCGAUGGCUCCACAUUGUCACUCAUACUAAAUUCUAGUCAAGACUCCAGUUCUAACAAUUACAAAAGCAUUUUCUUGCAGAUAUGUAUGAAGUGCACCGCAGUGCUCUGCUGUCGGAUGGCACCUUUACAGAAAGCCCAGAUUGUCAGAAUGGUGAAGAAUUUAAAAGGCAGCCCAAUAACGCUGUCGAUAGGUGAUGGUGCCAAUGAUGUUAGUAUGAUCUUGGAAUCCCAUGUGGGAAUAGGUAUUAAAGGCAAAGAAGGUCGGCAAGCAGCCAGGAAUAGCGAUUAUGCUGUUCCGAAGUUUAAACAUUUAAAAAAACUGCUCUUGGCUCACGGACAUCUAUAUUAUGUGAGAAUAGCACACCUUGUACAGUAUUUCUUCUAUAAG
This is a messenger RNA of Leptonychotes weddellii (Weddell seal), 2004 nucleotides long. The record is from RefSeq and is a predicted model, not a curated record. NCBI's taxonomy places the organism in Eukaryota, Metazoa, Chordata, Mammalia, Carnivora, Phocidae.